AUGUUGACUGCACGCAGAGCUACCCCAAAGGCCUGUCAAUCCUGUCGUCGUCACCUCCUUUCUAUUUUUAAAAAUGGCUUCACGAGUACCACGCCCCAUGCCUCGAGGGCACGAUAUACCACAGCUCUGCGACCUCGUCCACAAACCCUAGGUGCAUGUCACAACCCAACCAUACGGCGAUUCACAGCUUCGACUCAGCUUUCGAAAGACGUAGAACCUCAAUUGCCAGAUACCAGUGUCCAUGAUCCUCCUCCGCUCGACAUUGAGCUCGAAGAAGAGCUGGAAGAGCUGGGAGAGCUGGGAGAACUUCCCCAAGGCCAGCUGCUGGCCGAAGAGUAUUUUGAGGACGAACAAACUGCUUUUACAGAGACCGUGGCAAAGGAACCAUCCCCGGCAGAAGCCCUCGAGUCGAUUGUUAGACAAGCAAGGCAAACAUUUGGAGAAACCCUACCAAAGGACUAUUUGUCGGCCGAGGAGUAUAUCCUCUACGAACGAUUAUACGGUCCGCCAUUGCGAGAGACACAAGCAGAUGAUUUGGAAUACAUAGCUGGAGGGGAAGAAGAAGUGGAAGAUUCAAAAGUCCGAAAUGUUCUGUUGCAGGAAAAUGCUGCCGGGGAAUUCGAGGAGGUGGAACUAGAUCCUGGAAUCGAAUUUUCCUACACAGUCACAGAGGAUUUAGCAGAAGGCGGAUUGCGUUUCGAGGUGGCCGAUGGUCUGCAGCCUGGCGAUGAAGUUGAUGGUGGCAAAUCAUUCGAUGGUUCAACUGAUUUCAGUGCCAGUAUACCACCGGAAGAGGAAACAAACGUGAAUAUACAGGGGAAGAAUCAACGAGAGAUCGAUGCUAUCAAGGAAUUACAGAAGGGAAUGGCUGCUGCCAAAGCGCAACCGAUCGAGGAGCCAGAGGAAGAAGAGGAGGAAUGGGAAGAGGAAGAAGAAAUAGAGGAGGAGGAGGAGGAGGAGGAAUACAACGAUAACGAUCCAUACCUUGAUUCCAAUACCGUUCGAACGCACCCUCAUACUAUGACUGCGAGAUCUGGGACACAUCCAUCGACCAUAUUUCUACCCCAACAGCAAUUUAUUGCACCAAUUACGGAACUGUUGGAGAGGACAAAUAUGAAGCACGUUGCAGAGGCUGCUCAGAAUGCGUUUGGUGGUCCCGGACUCCCAUUUUCUUCCUCUGUACCUGCAUCGAAAAAACAUUUGCCACAAAAUCAUAUUCCAUUGGAUGCAGCGCAACAUAGAAUGACGGAUAUGGAGGCCGAUGCAUACAUGAGUGCUGUCAUGCCAGGAACAUAUGCUAUGAGCGUGAGUACAUUGGUAGAGGUUAGAAAAAGACUGGGAACCAAUUGGCUACGAAACCUACUUCUAAGAAAGGGUGUGGGUCCAAGAGUUAUGGAUGCUGGUGCUGCAGGUACUGGUGUUCUUGCCUGGAGGGAAAUGGCGCAAGCUGAGUGGGAUGUCAUGAGAGAAGAAGAUCUUGUCAAAGAGCCAGAGGCACCGGCUGGAAAAACAACGGUCCUUACAGGCGCCGAUACUUUGCGACAUAGAAUAUCACGACUCCUCGAUAACACUACUUUCUUACCUCGUCUUCCAGAUUAUGUUCAUUCUGCUGAAUCAGAGAAACAUCUUGAUGGAGCUACCCCGCAGCCCCGAAAACAUUACGACAUUAUCAUUGCCCCUCAUGCCUUGUUCCAUUUCAAAGAAGAAUACAGAAGAAAAAAUGUUGUUCAGAAUCUCUGGUCUCUGCUUGAGCCCAAGGGAGGAGUUCUCAUUCUUAUUGAAAAGGGACUCCCGAGAGGAUUUGAAGCCAUUGCUGGUGCCCGUUCUCUUCUACUCGAGAAACACAUAGCAUCGCCUGGUGACACCAUGACUGAAAAUGAAAUCGAAUCUCCAGCCUCUGAUGCAACCCGAUUUUCAGAGAAGGAAGAAGGCAUGAUCAUCGCACCAUGCACCACCCACACGAAAUGCCCUAUGUACCUCACGCCCGGUCUCAGUUCCGGUAGAAAAGACUUUUGUCACUUUGGUCAGCGCUUCAUCCGACCACCAUUUCUCCAAAAGGUCUUAGGGGCCUCCCGACGCAACCAUGAAGAUGCGAAAUUCAGCUACCUCGCGGUACGCCGUGGUAUCGAUCUUCGCAAACAUAAAAAAUCCAUUCUACAAGGCAAUGCAGCCACCGAUCAGGCGUUUGAAGGCUACGAGGAACAUGACCUCCCGGCAUCGGAAAUGGCAGCUGCUGGUCUCGAACCAAGCGAUGUGAAAUUUCACUCCCUCUCCCUCCCUCGUGCCGUCCUCCCACCACUCAAAGGACGCGGACACGUCACUUUGGAUCUCUGUACCCCAUCCGGCCAACUCGAGCGUUGGACCGUCCCAAGAAGUUUCAGCAAAACAGCCUAUCGAGAUGCGCGUAAAUCUCGCUGGGGAGAUCUCUGGGCCCUAGGUGCGAAGACGAGGGUUGUUCGUCAACCGAGACUUGGGAGACCGGCUGAAGUCGAUGGGCGGGGUGGCAAAAUGAAGGGGAUAAGAGAUGGGAAGAUUGGGAAGGGUGGGAAGAAGGUUAAGAAGAAUAAAUUUGAUAUUAUCAUGGGGCCUGAGGGCUUCAGGGGAAUCAAGGAGGAUAGGGAGACGAGUAAGUUUGUUAAGAGAGAGAAGAGGACGAAGGGAGGUAGGGUUUGGAAACAGCCUAAGCCUAUUACUGAGGAGGAUUUGGGAUGA
Messenger RNA from Hymenoscyphus albidus, 2712 nucleotides. The record is from the annotation of a GenBank genome assembly. Lineage: Eukaryota; Fungi; Ascomycota; Leotiomycetes; Helotiales; Helotiaceae.